CGACUAUGUGGCUUUUACUUGGAAAGGCACCGGACGGAAGUGAAGUUUGUAACAGCAGACUUCAUUCCGGCGUAAGACGGAUGUGGAUGCGGAUGUUAUCAGCUGAGACUUCUAAAAGUUUUAAGACGCAUUACAGAUGGACAGGUGUGCACACACCGCAACAGAACACUGAAAAACAUAAACUUGUUUUUUGAAUGGCUGCAAUGGGAGGACAGGUGAUGUGUUCCAGGUGUGUCCACCAUCCCAUCUGGAUCCUCCUAUCAUGGUUGCUCCUUGUCAGCGUGCUGGGGGCCGUGUGUGCCGCCGGCAGCGACUACUACAACCUGCUGGGGGUCAACAGGGAGGCCACGACCAGGGAGAUCCGACAAGCCUUCAAGAAACUUGCCCUCACCAUGCACCCGGACAAGAACCCGGGUGACUCGUCGGCCCACGAGAAGUUCCUGCAGGUGAACCGGGCUUAUGAGGUUCUGAAGGAUGAGGACCUGCGCAAGAAAUACGACAAAUAUGGAGAGAAGGGAUUGGACGAGCAGCAAGGAGGACGCUACGAGAGCUGGAACUACUACCGCUACGACUUUGGCAUCUAUGAUGACGACCUGGAGAUCAUCACCUUGGACAGCGGCGACUUUGAGGCGGCUGUGAAUUCAGGAGAGAUCUGGUUCAUCAACUUUUAUUUCCCGCGGUGUUCACAUUGUCACGAGCUGGCGCCGACGUGGCGAGAGUUUGCCAAGGAGAUGGACGGCGUGGUCCGGAUCGGGGCGGUGAACUGCGGUGACAACAACCACCUGUGUCGCAGGAAAGGCAUCAGCAGCUACCCCAGCCUCUACAUUUUCACAGCAGGACAGAAACCAGUGAAGUUCAGUGGUGAACGUGUGAAAGACAAGCUGGUGACCUUCUGCAUGCAGUUCAUCCAGACCAGCGUCACACAGCUGCGGCAAGGCAACGUGUUCGGCGAGAUCGACAGUGCCUUCGCGUCAGGGCUGGGUUGGCUCAUCACCUUCUGCUCGGACACAGGAGAUUGUCUGGAGUCCAGGACCAGGCAGAAACUGGCCUCCAUGUUGGACGGCCUGGUGAAGGUGGGAUGGAUGGACUGCAGCAUACAACAACAACUCUGCCAGAGUUUCCAGGUAACCAGUGGAGCCACUGCGUUGUUCCCACCAGGAAGUGCCCUAAAUCAACAAGGAAGUGUCCUGUGGCUCCGCACUCUGGACAGCAGAGAGAUUUACACUCAGGUCAUCGAUCAUCUCCCAGACUUGCAGCUGCUCACCGCCGACACCUUCCAUAGCAAGCUGGCCCGUCACCGCUGGUUGGUCAGCUUCACGUUUGGACACAGGAACCCCAGCGAAUACAAGAAGCUCCAGGCCUUUUUCCACAAUGACCACAUACAGGUGGGCCGGGUGGACUGCAGUGCUGACGCGCAGCUGUGUCAGUCGCUCUACAUCCACAAAGCCUGCGUGGCCGUCUUCAAAGGCCUGGGAGUCCACGACUUUGAAAUACACCACGGCAAGGACGUGCUGUACAACAUUGUAGCUUUCGCUCGGGACAGCGUCCGCGCUCACGUAACCACCCUGAGGCCCGACAACUUCCCCUCGGACAGGAAGGAGGCCUGGCUGGUUGACUUCUUUGCACCGUGGUGUCCUCCAUGUCGAGCUUUACUCCCCGAGUUGAGGAAAGCCUCUAUUCAGCUGGCAGGACAGAUGAAGUUUGGUACUUUGGACUGUACCAUCCACCAGGACCUCUGCUCCACGUACAACAUACACGCUUAUCCCACCACUGUCAUCUUCAAUGGAUCAUCCGUUCAUGAAUAUGAAGGACAACACUCUGCUGACGGCAUUCUGGAGUUUAUACAGGACCUGAUCCAUCCAUCCGUGGUGGUUUUAGAUCCUCCUACCUUCUCUGACAAAGUUCAAGGUCGAGAAGAAGGGAAGAUCUGGGCGGUGGAUUUCUAUGCUCCGUGGUGUGGUCCAUGCCAGGCCCUGUUGCCUGAGUGGAGGCGCAUGGCGCGGAUGUUGGCAGGUCAGAUUCUGGUCGGCUCUGUGGACUGUCAGCGCUUUCAGUCCUUCUGCCAGAGUCAACACGUGCGAGCGUAUCCCGAAAUCCGCUUGUACUCGGGAAGUACCAGGAAACCAGGUGUCUACACCAGUUACAACGGCUGGCACAGAGACGCACACUCACUGAAAUCCUGGGCCCUCAGCGCGCUGCCCAAAGCGUCAGUGGAUCUGACUCCCGACUCCUUCAGGUCUCUGGUUGUGGCAGGUCACGACCACUGGGUUCUGGACUUUUACGCCCCCUGGUGUGGACCCUGCCAACACUUUGCCCCUGAGUUUGAGGUCCUGGCUCGGGUCCUGAAAGGGGAGGUUCGAGCUGGCAAGAUCGACUGCCAGGCUCACUAUCAGAUAUGUCAAUCGGCAGGCAUCACCGCCUACCCCACCGUGCGCUUCUACCCAUACCAGCAUGCCAAGAGGCACGCACAAAGCGGAGAACAUAUCAACAGUCGGGAGGCUAACGUGAUCGCAGACAUCAUCAGGCAGAGGCUACAGCAGUUGUCAUCGCGGUCACACAACAAAAAGAAGGAUGAACUCUGAGGGGGCGGAGCUAGCUGCCGAUGGGCGGAGCUAGUGCCACAGAUUGGCCCCUUCCAACACUCCCAAGACAGACGCAGCACUGACGACGCACUGGACUCUUGUCAUGGGCUACUUCCGCCUUGUUUUCCUUUAGAAUUGAUUUUAUUUGGUCUCUGUGGUUUGUAUUUACUCUGUGAGGUAAAACUGUGAGACACUACUGUUACUGACACACACACCAAACAGUUUAUAUUCUUGAAUGUACAAAAAUAAAACCAAAGUACUCCAAAA
This is a messenger RNA of Nerophis ophidion (straightnose pipefish), 2849 nucleotides long. RefSeq names its product DnaJ (Hsp40) homolog, subfamily C, member 10 (gene dnajc10). NCBI's taxonomy places the organism in Eukaryota, Metazoa, Chordata, Actinopteri, Syngnathiformes, Syngnathidae. The record is from RefSeq and is a predicted model, not a curated record. The transcript is spliced from 26 exons. Bases 195 to 2582 code for a protein of 795 amino acids.